UUUGCUCAUUAACCUCAAAGCUUGGUGCUUUAUUUUUGUCACUUUUAAUUUUCUUUUUCAGAAAAUAGAAAAAAAAUCCUUUUUUUUUUCAGGGUUUUACUGAUUCUGGUUUUCACAAAGCUUUUUGGAGAAGGGGGUGUUUUAGAACCAGUAAUUUUCAAAGGAAUCUUGUAGGUUUUGAACUGAGAGUGUGAAGUUCUCAACUUCUGCAUUCCCUCAUUGGGAGAGAGACAAGAAAAAGGUAUUGAAUUUGCUGCAAACAGAGCAAAAAAGGAAAGGAAAAAAAAACUGUUUUUGGUGCAAAAGAGAUUUUUGGAAGAUGAUUGCUGAGAAACCUAGCUGGGUUAGGCAUGAGGGCAUGCAAAUUUUCUCCAUUGAUGUUCAACCCGGUGGGCUCCGGUUUGCUACUGGUGGUGGUGACCACAAGGUUCGAAUAUGGAAUAUGAAGUCUGUUUUUAGGGACAUUGCGAAUGAUGAGUCUUCUUCUCAGAGGCUUCUUGCAACCCUACGGGAUCAUUUUGGGUCUGUUAACUGUGUUAGGUGGGCUAAGCAUGGAAAAUAUGUCGCAUCAGGGUCAGAUGAUCAGGUUAUAUUAAUUCAUGAGAGAAAGCCUGGUUCAGGAAUCACCGAAUUUGGCAGUGGCGAGCCACCGGAUAUUGAGAACUGGAAAGUUGCAAUGACUUUGAGAGGGCACACUGCAGAUGUGGUGGAUCUUAAUUGGUCUCCCGAUGAUUCCGCAUUGGCUAGUGGGAGUUUGGACAACACCAUCCAUAUAUGGAAUACGAGCAAUGGCAUUUGCACUGCUGUUCUAAGGGGCCACUCUAGCCUUGUUAAGGGGGUUGCUUGGGAUCCUAUUGGAUCUUUUAUAGCAAGUCAGUCUGAUGAUAAAACUGUCAUUAUUUGGCAAACUAGUGAUUGGAGUCUUGCUCAUAGGACAGAUGGUCACUGGGCUAAAUCACUUGGAUCAACCUUUUUCAGGCGACUUGGAUGGUCUCCCUGUGGUCAUUUUAUCACCACUACUCAUGGUUUCCAGAAGCCAAGGCAUUCUGCCCCCGUGCUUGAGAGAGGGGAGUGGACUGCAACAUUUGACUUCUUAGGACACAAUGCUCCGGUUAUUGUGGUGAAGUUCAACCAUUCAAUGUUCAGAAAGAAUUCCUCUAAUGCUCAAGAAGCGAAGUCUGUGCCUGUUGGGUGGGCCAAUGGUGCUUCGAAGUCAGGAAACAAAGAGCCACAGCCAUACAAUGUUAUUGCCAUUGGAAGUCAGGAUCGAACUAUAACCGUAUGGACAACUGCAAGUCCCCGUCCUCUUUUUGUGGCUAAGCAUUUCUUUACUCAAAGUGUGGUAGAUUUAUCCUGGAGCCCUGACGGAUAUUCACUUUUUGCCUGUUCAUUGGAUGGAUCCGUGGCUACAUUCCAUUUUGAGGUGAAAGAACUUGGUCAGAAACUAAGUGAUGCUGAGCUAGAUGAGUUGAAGAGAAGUCGCUAUGGCGACGUGAAAGGUCGUCAAGCAAACUUAGCAGAGUCUCCAGCACAGUUAUUGUUAGAAGCAGCUUCUACCAAGCAAGCACCUAGCAAAAAAGUGGUUUCUGAUGUCCAGAAAAUCACGACUAUAUCAAAAUCUUAUGUUGAUUUGCGCGUAACUACACAGAAUGCUGAGCCUCAAGUUGAUCAUAGUAAAAAGAGUGAAGGUCAUGUUGGUGAUGCAUUAAACAAAGUUACAACCUGUGCCCGGAUUUCUAGCCCUGUCAAGCAAAGAGAAUAUAGACGACCUGAUGGCAGAAAAAGAAUUAUUCCAGAAGCAGUUGGAGUGCCUGUUCAGCAGGAAAAUGUUUCUUGCGGAGUUCAGUCCCAAGCACUUGAUUUCCCUCUUUUGUCUUCUGAUCACAGAAAGGGUACAAAUGUAAUUGCAUCUAAUGAUGAUAGUGUAAGAGCAGUUACCUUGGGAGGUGGACCUGGCAGACCUUCAGAUUUAAAAGAACGUUCUGGCGUUACUGCUAGGACCACAAUUUCCGAGAGCCUAGUGAUUGAGAAAGUUCCAGAUUCUUCUGGCAGAGAUAGAAAUAUCAAUGCUGAGCAAUUGGGAAACUCGAUGACUACUGGUUCUAUGGCUGCUUCUGGUACUACUCUUUCAAUUUGGGUAUUUGACAAGAAAGGCGGGGAGGAUACUUCAUCUAUGUGUUUGGAAGCAUGCCCUAGAGAACAUGCUGUGAAUGACAUUAUAGGGGUGAAAAACACAUCCAUGUUAAAGGAAACAGAUAUUACUUGCAAAAGGGGGCCUCAAACUCUUUGGUCUGAUAGGAUAUCAGGAAAAGUCACUGUUUUAGCUGGAAAUGCAAAUUUCUGGGCAGUUGGGUGUGAAGAUGGAUCUCUGCAGAUUUAUACAAAGUGUGGGAGACGAGCAAUGCCUACCAUGAUGAUGGGAUCUGCAGCAACAUUCGUAGACUGUGAUGAGUGCUGGAAAUUGUUGCUGGUGACUAGAAAAGGAUCCCUUUAUUUAUGGGAUUUAUUCAACCGAACCUGUCUCCUUCACGACUCGUUGGCUUCUCUAGUUGCUUCAAGUCCUAACUCAUCGGCUAAAGAUGCUGGAUCUAUUAAAGUUAUAUCUGCAAAGCUAUCAAAAUCUGGUUCUCCUCUGGUUGUUUUGGCCACUCGUCAUGCUUUCCUAUUUGACAUGAAUCUCAAGUGUUGGCUAAGGGUUGCGGAUGACUGCUUCCCUGCAUCAAACUUUGCCAGCUCUUGGAGUUUGGGCUCCGUUCAAAGUGGUGAAUUGGCUGCUUUGCAGGUUGAUGUUAGAAAAUAUUUGGCUCGGAAGCCUGGUUGGACUAGAGUGACUGAUGAUGGAGUGCAGACACGUGCUCACUUGGAAGCUCAGUUGGCCUCUUCUUUGGCUUUGGGAUCCCCCAAUGAAUAUCGCCAAUGCCUGUUGUCCUAUGUACGCUUUCUUGCAAGAGAAGCGGAUGAAUCUCGACUACGAGAAGUCUGUGAGAGUUUCCUUGGACCUCCAUUAGGGAUGGCGGAAGAAGCAUCUUCAGAUUCAAAGAGCUUAGCAUGGGAUCCUUUUGUGCUUGGAAUGAGGAAGCACAAACUCCUUAUGGAAGAUAUUCUUCCAUCCAUGGCAUCAAACAGGAAAGUCCAGAGACUGCUUAAUGAAUUCAUGGAUCUGUUAUCCGAAUACGAAAUUGCUGAUGCUAAUCCAGUGUUACCUAAGACAUCUUCACCACUAACCAAUCAAAUAGAGAGUGGUUCACUAGCAACAGAUAAAGUGGACACUGCUCCACCAAAAUUAGAUCAGAAGUAUCCUGAGGAUGCAGCCAUAGAUAGCAAUGCCCAGGUGGCAAAUGAUCAAACAAUUUUCACUCCUGCACUUGCAAAUGAAGUAAAUGCCCAUAUGACUGACCAAGUUAGCCAGGAUACACAAGCAAAAGAAAGAGCUUCUUGACUUUUGAAGGAAACCAGAGCUGCUUACUUAAGAAAACUUAUGCUAGAUGUGUAAAUCUAAACUUUCUGUUAAUUUUGUCUAACAGCUGUGGAAAAUCCAUAUCUGUAUAAGUGACUGUUGAUAGUUUUGUUAACUGUUUAAGAUUAUGCUGGUAGAAUGGCAACAAGGAAGCACAUGUACUUUAAAAUGAUGCCAUUUGACGCAUAGUUAUGUAAGAUAUUU
Molecule: messenger RNA, 3661 nt
Organism: Gastrolobium bilobum
Lineage: Eukaryota; Viridiplantae; Streptophyta; Magnoliopsida; Fabales; Fabaceae
Product: protein HIRA-like
Exons: 10
Coding region: 320-3439 (1039 amino acids)
Biological process (GO): chromatin remodeling; DNA-templated transcription; regulation of DNA-templated transcription
Cellular component (GO): HIR complex; nucleus
Molecular function (GO): nucleosome binding; protein binding
Source: RefSeq, a predicted model, not a curated record